Molecule: messenger RNA, 745 nt
Organism: Limulus polyphemus (Atlantic horseshoe crab)
Lineage: Eukaryota; Metazoa; Arthropoda; Merostomata; Xiphosura; Limulidae
Product: hemagglutinin/amebocyte aggregation factor-like
Exons: 4
Coding region: 68-586 (172 amino acids)
Source: RefSeq, a predicted model, not a curated record
GUAUAAAAGUCGAAGAUCGUACAACUUGCGUUUGGCUCCACUCGUCAACUAACCUAACGUAACCAACAUGAACUCCCCGGCUAUCGUCAUAAUCAUCUUUAGUACUUUAACCUUCUCAGAGGCUUGGGUGAACGACUGGGAUGGCGCUUUGAACUUUCAGUGUCAACUGAAGGACUCCAUCAAGACCAUAUCUAGUAUCCAUAGCAACCAUCACGAGGAUAGGCGUUGGAAUUUCGGCUGUGAAAGAACUUUGCGAGAUCCAUCGUGCUAUUUCACGAACUACGUCAACGAUUGGGACAAACUGCUUCAUUUUACCUGCAAGAGUGGAGAGGCGAUCGCGGGUUUUAACAGUUACCAUGACAAUCGUAGAGAAGACAGAAGAUGGAAAAUCUAUUGCUGUAAAGACAAAAAUAAAUGUACAGACUACAGAACUUGCGCUUGGACUGGUUAUGUUAAUUCAUGGGAUGGAGACUUGCACUACACUGUCCCCAAAGACUAUGUUUUAACAGGGGUCAUCAGUGAACACGACAACCACAGAGAGGAUCGACGGUGGAAAUUUCAACACUGUCGACUGAAAAAUUGUUAACAUCGUGUUCGAGAAAGAAUUUAUUUUUUUUGUUUGUUUUAACUGCAAAUGUUUAUUUUAAACCUAUUACAGUAUAAAUCGUAAAACGUUCAUAUAUAAUUUUAAAAGCAAAACACGUUGUACUUGCUAUAUUAAAAAAUAAAUACUUUUCUCGCUUUC